CACAGCCGCUCCUCUCCGUUGCAGGGCUGGGGAUGGGUCCCACAGCCGCUCCUCUCCAUUGCAGGGCUCGGGAUGGGUCCCACAGCCGCUCCUCUCCGUUCCAGGGCUCGGGAAGGGUCCCACAGCCGCUCCUCUCCGUUCCAGGGCUCGGGAUGGAUUUCCUGACGCUGUUCCUGCUGUACCUGUGCUCCGUGCUGGCCGUCGCUGCCCUGCUGUGCCUCUGCUCGGGAAGGCAGGAGAGUUUCCUCACCAGGAGCAUCACCAGGGCCAGCCAGGUGUUGUCCCUGGUGAUCCCCAGCCAGCUGCAGACAGUGACACAGCAGGCAGUGCACAGGCUCUUCCACACAAGGAGCUGUUUGUUUGUGGUCCUGCACGUAGCCCUGCAGGCUGCAGUGUUUGGGGAGUACACCUGGGAGGUGUUUGUGUACUGCUGGGAGCUGCAGUUCCACCUGCUCCCGCUGCUCCUGCCCUACCUGCUGCUGGCUGCCAACCUGGGCUGCUUCCUGCUCUGCUCCCGGGCCAACCCUGGUACAGUGACACAAUCCAACGCUGCAUCCCUGGCUAAGGUUUAUGCCUAUGAUGGGGUGUUGUUCCAGAGAGGCCUCGUGUGUCCCACCUGCACCCUGGAGAAACCAGCCAGGUCCAAGCACUGCAGCGUGUGCAGGACGUGUGUGCACCGCUUUGACCACCACUGUGUGUGGGUGAACAACUGCAUCGGCGCCGGCAACGCGGGCGUGUUCCUGCUCUACCUGCUGUCCCUGGCGGCCACCGCCGCCGCCGUGGCUGCUGUCACCGCCGCCCUCCUCCUCCAGGUGCUGCUGCUCUCCAACGCCAUGCACGGCACCUACCUGGAUGCCCAGGGGCAGGAGCAGCCCGUGGGGAUCGCCCUCCUUGUUCAGCACCUUUUCUUGACUUUCCCUAGGAUUGUCUUCAUGCUGGGGUUUGUCAUCCUGCUCACACUGGUCCUGGGGGGAUACUGCUCUUUCAGUCUGUAUUUGGCCCUCACCAACCAGACCACCAACGAAUGGUGCAAAUCUCGAAGAUUUGGGGGCUCCCCCCAUCUCCCCUCGCAGCCUCGUGACAGACCCCUUGUCUAUAAAAACAUCUAUUCCAAAGGGAUCUGGAGGAAUUUAAAGGAAAUCUUUAGCCCUCCUACCGUGUUGGAAAGGAAGAAGAAAACAUGAAGAUACUCUUGUUUCUUUGGGCAUUUAUUUUCUAAGACUUUAGUUCAGCAGUGGGCUUGGCUGCCCCAGGCAGACUGUGGAACAAGAUUCUGGAACUGCAGGUUUGGAACUGAUUUGGAACAAGAUUACUGCAGAAUUCACAUAUUGGUGCCCCAGCAGAGCAUCACUGGAGCUCCCUCCCUCAGGGAGACUCAGGGCCAGCUCAGUCCUGGCCCCUGAACACAGGGAUUUGAUUCAUCUUCCCAAAGUGAAUCUUUCUCUCUGGGAAGGGCUAGCACAGAGCUCCUGUGAAUUUUGAGGAAGCAGCAUCUUUCUGUAUCUUUCUCUGGGAAACAAUUAACCCAUGACUGUUAACAAUUACUACAACAGGUUGUGUGUAUUGAGCUGAAAGAACGAUUUCUGCCAGGAUCUUACCUGCAGAAUCCAUGUCCUACUGCAGCUUUGGAGCACUAACUUCAGGAAAGAAAUUAAAGUGUCCCUGUUCACCUCUCCUUCCAGAAAUUCUUCCGAGUAUAAUAGAAGAGAAAUUGGAAAAAAAAAAGUAGUAAGAACUUUAAAUAAUUUUAUUUUUAAAAAUGUAUUUAUUUACAUGCCAAAUCU
Molecule: messenger RNA, 1784 nt
Organism: Agelaius phoeniceus (red-winged blackbird)
Lineage: Eukaryota; Metazoa; Chordata; Aves; Passeriformes; Icteridae
Gene: ZDHHC4
Product: zDHHC palmitoyltransferase 4
Biological process (GO): peptidyl-L-cysteine S-palmitoylation; protein targeting to membrane
Cellular component (GO): Golgi apparatus; endoplasmic reticulum
Molecular function (GO): protein-cysteine S-palmitoyltransferase activity
Source: RefSeq, a predicted model, not a curated record